CACACACACACACACACACACACACACUGGGCUGCCUGUGGCGGCGCGUGACCGAAGACGAGCGAGGAAGAAGCCGAAGACAAGGAUGGAGUCCGAGGAGAACGUGGUCCAGUCCUUCCUGCUGCUGCUGCUGCUGGCCGCCUCCUUCACUCUGGUGGGCCCGGCGGCCCCCCGGGACCAGGAGCGGGCCCAGGAGGACCAGUGGCACGUGUUCAGCUCCGCCCAGGACGCGGCGGGCCGCUGCGUGUGCACGGUGGUGACCCCGCAGGACGGCCUGUGCUCCAGGGACACCCGCGGCAAGCAAGUGCGACACCUGCUGGAGAAGGUGCAGAACAUGAGCCGGUCCAUCGAAGUCCUGGACCAGCGCACGCGGCGAGACCUGCAGAUGGUGGAGAAGAUGGAGGCGGAGCUAAAGGGCUUGGAGAAUAAGUUCAAGCAGGUGGAGGAGGGGCAUGAGAGCAACGCGGCCCGGCAGUACCAGUCCAUCAAGGUGAAGAUGGAGGAGCUGCGGCCGCUCAUCCCGCUGCUGGAGGCCUACAAGGCGGACGCCCUGCUGGUCAGACGCUUCAAGGAGGAGGCGGCCAACGUGACGGCGCUGCUGCAGGACCAGCUGGGAGCCCUGGACUACCAGGACCUGCACGGCCGCGUGGCGAGCCUGGAGGAGCGGCUGAGGGCCUGCAUGCAGCGGCUAGCUUGCGGGAAGCUGACCAGGAUCGCAGAGCCGGUCACCAUCAAGACCUCGGGGUCCAGGUUCGGCUCGUGGAUGACGGACCCGCUGGCGCCGGCAGGGGACAACCGAGUGUGGUACAUGGACGGUUACCAUAACAACCGCUUCGUCCGGGAGUACAAGUCCGUGCAGGACUUCAUGACGAGCGACAACUUCACCUCGCACCGCCUGCCCCACCCCUGGUCCGGGACGGGUCAGGUGGUCUACAACGGCUCGCUGUUCUUCAACAAGUUCCAGAGUCACACGCUGAUCAAGUUCGACUUGAGGUCGUCGCUCAUCAGCCGCUCGCGCCAGCUGGACUUCGCCGGCUACAACAACAUGUACCACUACUCCUGGGGGGGGCACUCCGACAUCGACCUGAUGGUGGACGAGGGCGGGCUGUGGGCCGUCUACGCCACCAAUCAGAACGCGGGGAACAUCGUGCUCAGCCAGCUGGACCCCGACAGUCUGCAGGUGGUCCGCAGCUGGACCACCAACCAUCCCAAGCGCAGCGCCGGCGAGGCCUUCAUGAUCUGCGGGACUUUGUACGUCACCAACGGCUACUCGGGCGCCACCAAGGUGUACUACGCCUUCGCCACCAACUCCUCCACCUACGAGUACAUCGACGUCCCCCUCGGCAACACCUACGGUCACCUGUCCAUGCUGGACUACAACCCCCGAGACCGGGCGCUCUACGCCUGGAACAAUGGCCGCCAGGUCCUCUACAACGUCACGCUCUACCACAUCAUACAGUGACACGCUGUGAUGUCAUCAUCACGUCACGCUCUACCACAUCAUACAGUGACACGCUAUGACGUCAUUGUGUCACGCUCUACCACAUCAUACAGUGACACGCUAUGAUGUCAUCAUCACGUCACGCUCUACCACAUCAUACAGUGACACGCUAUGAUGUCAUCGUCACAUCACGCUCUACCACAUCAUACAGUGACACGCUAUGAUGUCAUCGUCACAUCACGCUCUACCACAUCAUACAGUGACACGCUGUGAUGUCAUCGUCACAUCACGCUUUACCACAUCCUACAGUGACACGCUAUGACGUCAUUGUCACGUCACGCUGUACCACAUCAUACAGUGACACGCUAUGACGUCAUUGUGUCACACUCUACCACAUCAUACAGUGACACGCUGUGAUGUCAUCAUCGCGUCACGCUCUACCACAUCAUACAGUGACGCGCUAUGAUGUCAUCACGUCACGCUCUACCACAUCAUACAGUGACACGCUGUGACAUUGUGUCACGCUCUACCACAUCAUACAGUGACACGCUGUGAUGUCAUCGUCAUGUCACGCUCUACCACAUCAUACAGUGACACGCUAUGAUGUCAUCACGUCACGCUCUACCACAUCAUAGUGACACGCUAUGAUGUCAUCAUCACGUCACACUCUACCACAUCAUACAGUGACACGCUAUGAUGUCAUCAUCACGUCACACCCUACCACACCAGUGACACGAUGUAAUGUCAUCAUCACGCUGUACCACAUCAUACAAUGACACGCGAUGAUGUCAUCACCACGUCACACUCUACCACAUCAUACAGUGACAUGCUAUGAUGUCAUCGUCACGUCACACUCUACCAAAACAUACACUGAAACGCUAUGACGUCAUCAUCACGUCACACUCUACCACAUCAUAGUGACAUGCUAUGAUGUCAUCAUCAUGUCACACUCUACCACAUCAUACAGUGAUAUUCUAUGAUGUCCUCGUCACGUCACACUCUACCACAUCAUACACUGAAACGCUAUGACGUCAUCGUCACGUCACACUCUACCACAUCAUAGUGACAUGCUAUGAUGUCAUCAUCACGUCACGCUCUACCACAUCAUACAGUGACACGCUGUGAUGUCAUCGUCGUGUCACGCUCUACCACAUUACACAGUGACAUGCUAUGAGGUCAUCAUCGUGUCUCGCUCUACCACAUCAAAGUUACAUGGUAUGAUGUCAUGAUCACGUCACAGCAUCACCAUGUCACGCUCUACCACAUUGUACAUUGGCGCAUUAUAAUGUUAUCAUCACAGCACACUCUAACACAACAUAGAGCGUCAUGCUAUGACGUCAUCGGCACGUCACGCUCUACCACAUCAUCGCGUCAUGACAUCAUCACGCCACGCUCUACCACGAUACACGCUCUGACGCCUGCCCUUGCACACCAUAUAGGGAGAUAUUAUGAUGUCGUCACUACGUCACGGCAUCCACUUGUGACGUGAUUGCGUCACGCUCUAACACAUCGCAUUUUAGCCCACGGUCACAUGACUCUGUGACAUUCCAUAAACAUUUAGUGAGAUUUUUGUACACAUUACGGUCACGUGACUGGGUGGUGUCACGUGCGUGAAGUUAGCACUAAAAGUGUGUGUGUGUGUGUGCGCGUGCGCGUGUGUGUGUGUGAAAUAACGACUAGCUAGCAGCAAUACAAAUGUUUCCAAUUGAAUCUUUUGCGAACAACGCUAGACCUGCCAAGGUCACGUGUUCAUUCAGGAAGUACUUAUAUGGUCAUUGUUAGUGUAAGCAACGAUUUAUAACUUAUUCUCUUAGUGACAACUCUUUUUCUAUUCGACUUGUCAGCUGAAAAGUGCGUGGAAUAAAGUUCAAUAAUCAACUUGAUGGACUAGUUUCGUACAAAAAAAAACCCCGUCAAAUCUCAGGUUCGUGUUUUUUAACGUCUUUAUUGUAAAGUCAUCAAAGAGACAAUAAAAGUAGAAUAUGAGACAAAAGCUA
Messenger RNA from Entelurus aequoreus (snake pipefish), 3438 nucleotides. RefSeq names its product noelin-like. The record is from RefSeq and is a predicted model, not a curated record. The transcript has 6 exons. The coding region runs from base 86 to 1462 and encodes 458 amino acids. Lineage: Eukaryota; Metazoa; Chordata; Actinopteri; Syngnathiformes; Syngnathidae. Gene Ontology annotation, biological process: signal transduction.